AUGUGUUCUCUGCAGUUGCCGAAUUGCAGAGGCGUGCACCAGUCGAAGUUCGCAGUUGGAUUUUCCCCGGUCGAGAAGAAGGCUCGGAAGAGCAAUGUCGCGUUCGAUUCGUCGUUUAGCGGCGGAGGUUUGGGUUUGUGCGAUGAGCUGCAAAGGAAGAGGCGGCUGCGGCCGAGCGGGAGGAAUUCUAGGGUUUUUGCGAUGUCUUCGGGCGAGUUGAAGAUGAAUCUGAACGAGUACAUGGUGACGCUCGAUAGACCGCUGGGCAUCCGUUUCGCCCUCUCGCUUGACGGACGAGUUUUCGUGCAUGCGCUUCGGAAAGGGGGUAAUGCUGAGAAGUCGAGAAUAGUUAUGGUGGGGGAUACAUUAAAAAAGGCGAGCGAAUCAUCUGGUGGGAAGCUUAUCGAGAUCAGAGACUUUGGAGAUACAGAGAGUCUUAGAAACGAGAAAUCGGGAUCAUUUAGCCUUGUUCUUGAGAGACCUUUCUCACCGUUUCCUAUCCAUCAACUUUUUCGUGUUGAUGAUCUUGAUGUUUUGUUCAAUCGAGGCCGUGUUCCAGUUGUUACUUGGAACAAAAAUAUAUUGGCAUCAAAUCUGAAGAGUAGUGGUAAUUCUGGGUUUGUGGUUUUUUGUCCAAAGUUUUUAUCUACCCAAGGGUGGAAAUAUUUAAGCAAUCAAAACAAGAAUGGCAAGCUGCAAAUGGUUAAUAACACCCCUACCCCACCAUUCAGUCCUCUAGUAGCUAUUUUCACUGAACAAAUGUCUCAAGAUGCUGAAUGGGCCCAUGGGAACUUCCCUUUGGAUGAGUACGCUAUGGCCUUGGAACGUGCAGAGGGGGAUUUCCAUUAUAAUCAUUCUCUUGGUAUGCGCUAUAGUAAGAUCACGGAACAGAUCUAUGUUGGUUCAUGUAUUCAAACUGAAGGCGAUGUAGAGAAUUUGUCUACAGCUGCGGGAGUUUCUGCUGUCCUGAAUUUUCAGAGCGCAACUGAAGCUGCAAACUGGGGAAUUGAUUCAAAUUCAAUCAAUGAGUCAUGCCAAAAGUUUAAUAUUCUUAUGAUUAACUAUCCAAUAAGGAAUGCAGAUUCUUUUGACAUGAGGAAGAAGCUGCCAUUCUGUGUUGGUCUUCUACUACGUUUACUUAAGAAGAAUCAUCGUGUUUAUGUCACUUGCACUACUGGAUUUGAACGGUCUCCUGCUUGUGUGAUUGCAUACCUCCACUGGAUGACAGAUACUUCUCUUCAUGCAGCUUACAAUUUUGUUACUGGGUUGCAUUCCUGCAAGCCUGAUAGGCCAGCAAUUGCCUGGGCAACUUGGGAUCUCAUGGCCAUGGUCGAAAGAGGCAGACAUGAUGGGCCUCCUACACAUGUUGUGACCUUCGUGUGGAACGGACUCGAGGGGGAAGAUGUAUACUUGGUGGGGGAUUUUACUGGGAACUGGAAAGAGCCGAUCAAGGCCGUCCAUAAGGGUGGUCCAAGAUACGAAGUUGAAGUUAGACUUCCUCAGGGGAAGUACUAUUACAAAUACAUAACUAAUGGAAACUGGAGGCAUUCAACAGCUUCACCGACUGAAAGGGACGACCGAGGAAAUAUUAACAAUGUGAUUGAAAUUGGUGAUACUGCAAGCGUGAGACCUUCUGUCCAGCCGCAAAAGAAGGAUGCAAAUAUUGUGAAAGUCAUUGAGAGGCUGUUGAUCGAGAAUGAACGCUUUACGUUGGCAAAGGCAGCUCGAUGUUGCGCUUUUGCUGUGAGAAAACAAAUGACUGCAAAUAAUUUCGAGUUUUUGCCAAUCGUCUGCUUUCACACCGCCGUUGGGUCGGGCAACCACGCACUCAGGUCAGGCAAGCAUCAUCUUCAAGAGCCUUCGUCAGUCCGGGCCUCGUGCGUUGCACUGCCGCUCAUAGCCCCGUCGAAGUGGAUCUCAAAGGACCCGAAAUUGAAAGGCGAUUUCUAA
Messenger RNA from Striga hermonthica, 1950 nucleotides. NCBI's taxonomy places the organism in Eukaryota, Viridiplantae, Streptophyta, Magnoliopsida, Lamiales, Orobanchaceae. The record is from the annotation of a GenBank genome assembly.